AUGAUAACUGAAUAUUUAUCUGGAGGAGAAUUAUUUGAAAGAAUUAAAAAAAUGUAAGUAUUUACAGAAAAAAGAGCAAGUGAAUUAAUUCGUUAAAUAUUACUUGCUAUUAACUAUUGUCAUGAAUAAAAAAUUGUACAUAGAGAUUUAAAACCAGAAAAUGUUCUUUUUUCAGGUCCUGAACCUGACCAAAAUCUUAAAAUAAUUGAUUUUGGAUGUUCUCGUAGAUUUAAUACUUCAAAAAUGACUAAAAGAUUGGGCACUGUAUAAUAUAUAAUAAAUUAUAAUAGCCUUAUUAUAUUGCACCUGAAGUUUUAGGACAUAAUUAUACAGAAAAAUGUGAUAUUUGGUCAUGUGGAGUAAUUCUAUACAUUCUCUUAUGUGGUUAUCCACCAUUUACAGGAAAAACUGAAUAAGAAAUCUUCGAAAAAGUUAAAUAAGGCAGACUAAAAUUUCCAAGUACUUAUUAAAUUAAAAAUUUAGAUGAGGAAUGGGAAUUCAUAUCAAAAGAGGCAAAACAUUUAAUAUAAAAGAUGAUAUAAGUGGAUGUGAAUUUAAGAUAUUCUGCAUCCUAAGUUUUGAGUGAUCCUUGGUUUUAAAAACAUACAACAAAUUAACCUAUUAAUAAAAAAGUGUUAGAUAAUUUAUCUCAAUUUCAAGCUACAAGUGAAUUCAGAACAGCUAUUGUUUAAUAUAUAAUAUCUUAAAUGACUAAUCAUAAAGAAAUUGAAGAUUUAUAACAUACUUUUCAAUCUUUAGAUAUAAAUAGAGAUGGUGUUCUUAGUAAAGAAGAAUUGAUUCAAGGUUAUAAAAGAAUAAUAAAAAAUUAAGAGGAAGCUGAAUAAUAAGCUGAAAGAAUUUUAGAAGAAAUUGAUAAAAACUUAUCAGGCUAAAUAGAUUAUAGUGGUAAAAUAUCAUAUAAUCGAUAGAAUUCAUUAUGGCCUCCAUUAACCAAUCUAAAAUCCUUUCGUAAAAGAAGAUUGAAUAAGCGUUUCGCAUAUUUGAUUUAGAUGGGGAUGGAUAUAUUACAAAAUAAGAAGUAGAAGAUGUUAUGGGAACAUUAAACUAAGAUGUUUGGUAAUUAUUCUUAUAAGAAACUGAUCAUAACAAAGAUGGAAAGAUUUCGUAUUAAGAAUUUCUAAAACUAUUCUCAAAAUGA
Paramecium primaurelia is the source of this 1159-nucleotide messenger RNA. NCBI's taxonomy places the organism in Eukaryota, Ciliophora, Oligohymenophorea, Peniculida, Parameciidae. The record is from the annotation of a GenBank genome assembly.